Messenger RNA from Exophiala bonariae, 2874 nucleotides. It is a transcript of the gene ALA1, whose product is annotated as Alanine--tRNA ligase. The record is from RefSeq and is a predicted model, not a curated record. Gene Ontology annotation, cellular component: mitochondrion; cytoplasm. Gene Ontology annotation, biological process: alanyl-tRNA aminoacylation. The transcript has 3 exons. Lineage: Eukaryota; Fungi; Ascomycota; Eurotiomycetes; Chaetothyriales; Herpotrichiellaceae. Gene Ontology annotation, molecular function: ATP binding; aminoacyl-tRNA deacylase activity; alanine-tRNA ligase activity. The coding region runs from base 1 to 2874 and encodes 957 amino acids.
AUGGCUCCUACUCGUGAAUGGACUGCCCAAGAGGUGCGGGAUACCUUUCUCAAGUUCUUUGAGGAAAGAGGACAUACUUUUGUCAAAUCAUCCCCGGUCGUUCCCCUCUCAGAUCCUACGCUUCUCUUCACAAAUGCUGGUAUGAACCAGUUCAAGCCAAUCUUCCUCGGAACCGUCGAUCCAACCAGCAAAGAAGGCCAGUACAAGCGUGCCGUCAACUCUCAAAAAUGUAUACGUGCCGGCGGUAAACAUAAUGAUCUCGAUGAUGUCGGGAAAGACAGUUACCACCAUACCUUUUUUGAAAUGAUGGGCAACUGGUCUUUUGGUGACUACUUCAAGAAAGAGGCCAUUUCUUGGUCUUGGGAACUCUUGACAGAAGUCUAUGGUCUCGAGCCAGACAGAUUGUAUGUCACCUACUUCGAAGGCAGUGAAGCGGGUGGCCUAGAGCCUGAUCUAGAAGCUAAGGAGCUAUGGAAGAGUGUCGGUGUCAAAGAAGAUCAUAUCCUUCCGGGAAACAUGAAAGACAAUUUCUGGGAGAUGGGGGAUCAGGGCCCCUGUGGCCCUUGUUCAGAAGUCCACUACGACCGCCUUGGAGGACGAAAUGCCGCUCAUCUAGUCAAUCAGGACGAUCCUAACGUACUUGAGAUCUGGAACAACGUUUUCAUCCAAUACAAUCGUGAACCAGACAAGAGUCUGCGGCCCCUACCAAACAAGCAUGUCGACACCGGUCUGGGUUUUGAACGACUGGUCAGUGUUCUGCAGGACAAGCUCUCCAACUACGAUACCGAUGUUUUCACUCCUUUGUUCGAUCGGAUCCAGGAGAUAACAGGAGCCAGACCCUAUUCAGGGCACUUUGGUGAAGACGAUACGGAUGGCAUCGACACCGCCUACAGAGUCAUCGCCGAUCACGUCAGAACACUGACCUUCGCCAUCAGCGAUGGAGGUAUCCCAAACAAUGAGGGUAGAGGCUAUGUUGUCCGAAGAGUUCUGCGGCGCGGUGCUCGGUAUGCUAGGAAAUACUUUAACGUGGAGAUUGGUGACUUCUUCUCCAAGAUAGUACCUACCCUGGUCCAGCAAAUGGGCGGCAUGUUCAAAGAGAUUGUUGCUAAAGAGGAUGAGGUCAAAGAAAUCUUGAAUGAGGAAGAAUUGUCUUUUGCCAAAACGCUAGAUCGUGGUGAGAAACAAUUCGAGGUAUACGCCCAAAAGAGCCAAGGACAGGGAGCGAAGGGUCUACAUGGUGCCGACGUCUGGCGCUUAUAUGACACCUUUGGCUUUCCAGUUGAUCUGACUCGGCUGAUGGCUGAGGAGCGGAACCUAUCCAUCGAUGACAAUGAGUUCGAGGCUGCAAGAUUGCAGGCCAAAGAAGCCAGCAAAGGUGAGAAGAAAGCAGCCAGUGGCCUCCUGAAAUUUGAUGUUCACGAUUUGGGUGAACUCGACAUAAUGCCAGGCGUCACAAAAACCGAUGACUCGUUCAAGUAUGGCCGAGAAAACAUCACCGCCAAAAUCCAAGCUGUCUACCAUGCGAAGAAAUUUCAUUCCUCUACAGAAAACAUCCCCGAAGGCGACCAAAUUGGUCUCCUUCUGGAUCGAACGUGCUUUUAUGCAGAACAAGGCGGUCAAGAAAACGAUACUGGCCGGAUAGUGAUCGAUGGUCAGGCGGAACUUGAUGUUCAGAAUGUCCAACUCUAUGCUGGAUAUGUUCUCCACACUGGUUACAUGAAGUAUGGAGCCUUUUCGGUUGCAGAUGAGGUCAUUACUGAAUAUGAUGAGCUGAGGAGGUGGCCUAUUCGGAACAAUCAUACCGGAACUCAUAUCCUCAACUUCGCCUUGAGAGAAGUACUAGGUGAUGGUAUAGAUCAAAGAGGUUCCCUAGUUGCUCAGGAGAAGUUGAGAUUCGACUUCAGUCACAAGGCCGGUGUUUCAGGUGCCGAUCUGGAAAAGAUAGAGCAUAUUUCAACCGAGUACAUCCGUCAAAAUUGUGCUGUCUAUGCAAAAGACGUGCCUCUCUCAACUGCCCUGGAAAUCGCUGGGGUGCGUGCGGUCUUCGGUGAGACAUAUCCUGACCCAGUCCGAGUGGUUUCGGUGGGUGUGGAAGUUGAUGACAUUCUGAAAAAUGUCAAGGAUGGCAGUUGGAACAAAGUCAGUAUCGAGUUUUGCGGUGGUACACACGUCAAAAGCACAGGUGACAUCAAAGAUCUUAUCAUUAUUGAAGAAAGUGGCAUUGCCAAAGGCAUUCGUCGAAUCCUUGCUGUGACUGGUGAGGAUGCACAUGAAGCCCAGCGUGUCGCUGAUGAGUUCGCCGAAAGACUAGACAAAUUGGAGAAAUUACCUUUUGGUUCAAGCAAGGAACAAGAGGCGAAAACAUCCCAAGUCGAGCUCAACGGUCUAUCCAUAUCCGCAGUAAAGAAGAGUCAAUUCCGGGAUCGUCUCACCAAGAUCAAUAAAGAACUACUCGAUCAACAGAAGAAGGCACAGAAAGAGGAACUCAAAAAGGCUACUGAUGCUGUAACUCAAUAUUUUGAGAAGAACCCGACUGCACAAGCUGCUGUGCUGCGGCUACCAAUUGGAGGCAGUGCGAAGAUCAUACCUGAUGUCGUGAAACAUGUGCAGACCAAGUUGAAGGACAAGAGUGUCUACGUGCUUGUCGCGGAUGAGAAGGACGCUGAUGGCAAAGUCUAUCACGGUUGCUUCGUGAGUCAGGAUGCUACGAACGCCGGUGUCUCCUCUUCCGAUUGGUCUUCUGAAGUCUCCAAACUGGUAGGUGGAAAAGCUGGCGGCAAAGCUCCCGUAGCGGUGGGCACGGGCACGGAUGCAUCCAAGGUCGACGAGGCACUCAAAGCCGCCACAGAUUACUUGGAGAAAUUCAAGCUUUGA